Molecule: messenger RNA, 1393 nt
Organism: Ornithorhynchus anatinus (platypus)
Lineage: Eukaryota; Metazoa; Chordata; Mammalia; Monotremata; Ornithorhynchidae
Gene: CPSF4L
Product: cleavage and polyadenylation specific factor 4 like
Exons: 8
Coding region: 20-886 (288 amino acids)
Cellular component (GO): mRNA cleavage and polyadenylation specificity factor complex
Molecular function (GO): RNA binding; zinc ion binding
Source: RefSeq, a predicted model, not a curated record
CCCUAGAGCCCCUUGAUUAAUGACAUUGGAUUCACCUGGAGAGGAAGGUUUGAAGCCCACGAGGUGGCUCGGCUUCUGCUCUAGGAAAAUGCAGGAGCUCAUUGCUGGUGUGGAGAAGAUUGUGUUUGACUUGGAGGCCGAUGUGGAGCAGCAGAAGGGCACUGGCCUUCUGCCCUUUCUGGGCAUGGACAAGUCCAGGGCAGCUGUUUGCAAUUUCUUUCUCAAAGGCCUAUGUGGGAAAGGUGGGCUCUGUCCUUUCCGACACCUAAGCGGGGAGAAGACGGUGGUCUGCAAACACUGGCUGCGGGGGCUGUGCAAGAAGGGGGACCAGUGUGAGUUCCUGCACCAGUACGAUGUCACCAAGAUGCCCGAGUGCUACUUCUUCUCCAACUUCGGAAAAUGCAGCAACAAGGAAUGUCCUUUCUUGCACGUGGACCCUGCCUCUCGGCUUCGGGACUGCCCAUGGUACAAUCAAGGCUUCUGCAAGAAUGGUCCCCUGUGCAAAUACCAGCACACCCGUCGAGUGAUGUGUAUCAACUACCUCGUCGGCUUCUGCCCGGCAGGACCCAAGUGCAAGUUCAUGCAUCCCAAGAUGAAUCUGCUGCUGGGAAACCAGGAUAACUUCAAGAGCCAGGCUCCAGGACCAGCACCCCUAACCUCUGCUGGGAGCAUCUCUUCGAAGGACUCCAGCGUGGACCGCCUGCCCCCGUCUCGCAUCUCCGCCCUCCACUUCCUCCACUAUCAUCUGAGGACCCGGCAUAACAUGGCUCAGCCCUCCCCAAGCUUCAAACCCCUGCCUCAGAUCACCUGCUUCAGGUGUGGAGGAAAGGGCCACUACGCCAACAAGUGUGGGAAGAUUUCCACGGGACCACUUAAAGGAGAAUAACUUAAGAUCCAGGUGACCAGAGCCCUCUGUCAAAUAGCCCAUACAGUUCUGGAUGCUCAAAUUAAGUUCCCUUAAUUUUUAGGGUCUGGUUCUAGGCGAGAGAACCAGACCCGCCAAGUCCUCAGCCCAUUUUGUCUAGCACCUGUCACUUGUUCAGUGCCUAGGAGAAGGGAACAGAAGUCACACAGCUUUGAUUAAUGCCAUUUUCCAGCUCUGGGGAUGCUGCGAUAGACCAUCCACUGGCAGGGAAAAUAAACCACUUCCUCUGUACCGAGGUGAAUAUCUGCUCCUCAGGAGGCAGUGAGCGUCACAACUAUUUUUUAGCCCGCUUCAAACGGACCGCUGGUGGUUGAAUCGGUUUCCCACGGGAAGAAAGGAGCAGAGGCCCCAUCUGUUUACCAUAGUGAAUUGGGCAAGCCUGAAACGUGGAAGACAUUUGUCUUGCUCCUGCUCUUAGAAGCCCCGAUGUAGCCUUGGCAUUAUCUGAUAGAAUUUUCAAGCACGAGA